Strongylus vulgaris is the source of this 357-nucleotide messenger RNA. The record is from the annotation of a GenBank genome assembly. Lineage: Eukaryota; Metazoa; Nematoda; Chromadorea; Rhabditida; Strongylidae.
AUGGCAGCCGUUAUGGCAAAGUUGCAAAACGUCACUGUACAUAUUGGUGAGAUCACUUGUGGUGGAGAGGAUUACCUUGAAAAUGGAAAACUUCAAAUCUGGGAUAAGGACAAACUCAAGAAGGAUGACUUGCUUGGAGAGAUGUUUUUCAAUAUCACACAUCCACCUCAAAACAUUUCUUUUGUUGCGAUGGAGAAGGAAUUCUUCACCAUCUCACCUUAUCUCAUUAUUCAACAUUCAUGCAAUGGUAGUUGCGUCCGCUCGCAGCUAAACAUUCCAAGCGAGUAUGUGGGCAAGGUCUACGAGAAGAAACGUAUCGAUCUUAAUUCCACUUUUGAUGAGAUCAAACCUUGCUAG